Molecule: messenger RNA, 971 nt
Organism: Rhagoletis zephyria (snowberry fruit fly)
Lineage: Eukaryota; Metazoa; Arthropoda; Insecta; Diptera; Tephritidae
Gene: Ubc7
Product: ubiquitin conjugating enzyme 7
Source: RefSeq, a predicted model, not a curated record
UUACCCUGCGUGAGCCAGGCGGACAAACAACAAAAGACAGCAAAAGAGCUCCGAAAAUCUUUGUAGAAAGUCACGAAACAAAAAAAAAAAUUAAAUGUGUGGCAAUAGUUUUAUUUUAUUCGAUUGAAAUCCCAGAAAACACACAAAAUUCCAAUUAAAAAAGUGUGUCGAUAAUAGUCUACGCCCUCGCCAAACCCGACGGGAACAGCAAAAGACUGAUUUGGGGCCGAGUAAUCCUCCGAGAUCGUGCGUGACUGUUGCUAUUGCUGCCAAAGCAAAAAAAAAUAGUUGACAAAUGGCCGGGUCUGCGCUCAGAAGGCUUAUGGCGGAAUACAAACAGUUGACUCUGGACCCGCCAGAGGGCAUAGUGGCUGGACCUGUAAGUGAGGACAACUUUUUCGAAUGGGAAGCGCUGAUAGCCGGGCCAGAGGGAACAUGUUUUGAAGGUGGCGUUUUUCCAGCUCGUCUCAUAUUCCCGCCUGACUAUCCGCUGAGCCCACCGAAAAUGAAAUUUACCUGUGACAUGUUUCACCCCAAUAUUUUUGCUGACGGACGAGUUUGCAUAUCAAUAUUGCAUGCGCCUGGCGAUGAUCCCAUGGGCUACGAAUUAUCUGCUGAGCGUUGGAGUCCUGUGCAAAGCGUGGAAAAGAUUCUGCUUAGUGUAGUUUCAAUGUUGGCUGAGCCAAAUGCCGAAUCGGGAGCUAACGUUGAUGCGGCAAUUAUGUGGCGUGAACGACGCGAAGAAUUCAAUGAUAUCGCCAAACGUUUAGUGCGUAAAACACUCGGCAUACCAUCAUAAAACGGCCACCACCAUUAAAAAACAAAAAAACGCAUUAAUGACGACCUUGAAGAUACUGUACACACUAUUUACUACUUCGAUAAGAAACCAAUCAUCAGCCAGCACAAUUCAAAUGAAGUAGUGUUAUUUAUAGUGGUUCGGCAUCAAUAAACAUACACACGCAACAAAACAA